CAAAGAUUCUAUAUAAUAUCGCUAAUAAAUUAACAUAAUGGAUGACUAUUUAAGUGUCGGUAGCAUUAAACCUGAUCUGGAUAUUUUACAGCGGCCAGACGCUAUUGGUGGAGCGCGUCAAAGAUAUAUAGCACCUAACUUCAGUGAAAAGCAACUGUAUCUUAGUGGAUAUGGCCGUCAUUGGGGUGAAAAAAUUACGUAUUCAGUUGGACUGGCAUACGGUUCUGGAAUGCUACUCGGAGGGUCGUUUGGAUUUAUGAAAGGUGUAUCUAAAGGAGGCGCCACUAGAAAGUUGGUAAUAAACUCUAUACUAAACACCUGUGGUACCUAUGGCCCCAAACUGGGCAAUGGAGCAGCUUGCAUAACACUGCUUUAUUGUGUUAUGAAUAGUUCCACAAAGUUUGCAUUAGGAGAUAAAAUCGAUGACAGACUGAUUGCUCCUAUUGUUGGAGCUAACGCAGGGGCUUUAUAUAAAUGCAAGGGAACCUGGAGAGCGCUGGCCAAAUGCUCCAUAGGUUCAGCGGUUGCCUUCACUGCUAUCGACUAUGCCCUUCGGUAUUCCCUUCUAUAGAAGAAAGGAACUCCAAAUAUAUCGCAAUAAAUUAGAUACCA
Babesia bovis T2Bo is the source of this 612-nucleotide messenger RNA. Its product is annotated as mitochondrial import inner membrane Tim17/Tim22/Tim23/Pmp24 family protein. The record is from RefSeq and is a predicted model, not a curated record. Bases 38 to 571 code for a protein of 177 amino acids. Gene Ontology annotation, molecular function: transmembrane protein transporter activity. Gene Ontology annotation, biological process: protein import into mitochondrial matrix. The transcript has 2 exons. Lineage: Eukaryota; Apicomplexa; Aconoidasida; Piroplasmida; Babesiidae. Gene Ontology annotation, cellular component: mitochondrial inner membrane; TIM23 mitochondrial import inner membrane translocase complex.